Molecule: messenger RNA, 1749 nt
Organism: Marmota flaviventris (yellow-bellied marmot)
Lineage: Eukaryota; Metazoa; Chordata; Mammalia; Rodentia; Sciuridae
Source: RefSeq, a predicted model, not a curated record
AGUUCAUUGAAAACUCAGUUGCUGUCCCAGCGGUCGGACAGAGAGUGCUCUAGUCUAGGCUUCUUUUCUGCUAUUAAGAUCUUCUAUAGAGAGCUGCAACAAUGCCCAAAAGAAAGGCUGCAGGUCAAAGUGAUGUGAAGCAAGAGCCAAAGAGAAGAUCAGCCAGAUUGUCUGCUAUGCCUGUGCCCAUUAUACCAGAGUUGAAACCCAAAAGAUCAUCAACUUCAAGGAAAAUUACCGAAAAUGAUAUGAUGGGAAAAAACAUAGAUACAAAUGCCAAAGCAGUUGUUGAAGACAAACAAGAUGAAGUUGUUGAAGCAAAGAACAAUGAAAAUGCUGAAAAUGGAGAAGCCAAAAUUAUAGAGGUACCAGUUCCUGCAAAAGAACUUGGGGAAAUAAAAGAAGAAAAUAUCAAAGAAGAUGAAGAAGAGAAAGAAACAGUGAAAGAAGAAAAAGGAGAAGAUGGAAAAGAAGACCAAGAUGAAAAAGAUAAAGAACAAGAUAGAAAUGAGGACAAAGACACAAAUGAGAAAGGAGAAGAUGGAACAAAGGAAGACCAAAAAGAACAAGAGGGUAAAGAGCAAGAGGGGGAAGAAGGAAAAGGGAAAAAAGAAGAUGGAAAGGAGGACAAAGAUGGAAUAAGCAAAGGAGAUGAUAGAGAGGGGGAAGACAGAAAAGAGAAAGGAGAUGGAAAAGAUGAUGAAGAUGGUGAAAAGGAAGAAGACAGACAAGAAAAAGAUGAUAAAGAGAAAGAUGAAACAGAGGAGGAAGAUGGAAAAGGCAAAGAAGAUGAAGAAGAGGAGGAGGAAGAUAGAAAUGAAGAUGAAGGUAAAAAUGAGGAAGAAAAUGGAAAGGACAGUGAAGAAGAUGGAAAAGAUGAGGAAGGAGGAAAAGAAGAAGAAGAAAAAGAAAAAGAGGAAGAAGAAGGAAAAGAGGAAAAAGAAGGAAAAGAGGAAAAAGUAGGAAAAGAAGAAGGAAAAGAGAAAAAAGUAGGAAAAGAAGAAGAAAGAAAAGAGAAAAAAGAAGGAAAAGAGGAAGAAGAAGGAAAAGAAGAAAAUGGAAAAGGGGAUGGGAAAAAUGGAGGAGAUGAAAAGGAAAAGGAAAACAAGGCUGAAGUUGGAAAAGAAGCUGAAAACAAAGAGGUCAAAAAAGAAGAUGGAAAAAAAGAGGAGUCUCUGAGUACUGUUUAACACUGCCCUAUAUACUUUCAUAAUUUGUUAACAUGUACCUUUGUGUUGUAAUGAUAAUAGAGAUAAAUAUUUUUAUCAGAUAUUUUAUAAACACUGCUUUUCUUUAGCACCAUUUAAUUUCAGAACGUCUUCAUACUGAUUAUUAGUUACAAAAUGCCUAACAUGAAAACUUCAUCUAUAAAUAUCGUGAUUAUAGUAGGGGAAUGUAUAAAAAUACACUAUUUGUUUUGUGUAAAUUAUGUGUUAAAAUCUUUUAAUUGAAUUUUAUUCCUACAUAUGAUAAUUUCACAAAGUAGAAGAAUUCCAAAAGAAGGCGUUUCAUCCAACAUUCUUAUGGUUCUUUAGGUGGCUUUUAUAAAAAUGUGAACUAUUUUCAUGUAAUGCUUAGUUAUGUUUCCCAAAGAUAAUUUUAUUAGUAGCUUGGGAAAAGUAUAAAUAAAAUUGUAAUCCCAUUUUCAAAGAAAUAUAAAUGUUUACUUCAGAAGGGCAGUUUUAAGUACAUGUGUGUGCACAACAUUUUACUGGAUUUAUCUAAAUAAAAAGAUUUCAGAGAUGAUCA